Molecule: messenger RNA, 9746 nt
Organism: Scaptodrosophila lebanonensis
Lineage: Eukaryota; Metazoa; Arthropoda; Insecta; Diptera; Drosophilidae
Gene: zfh2
Product: zinc finger protein 2
Exons: 15
Coding region: 6-9746 (3246 amino acids)
Biological process (GO): regulation of transcription by RNA polymerase II
Cellular component (GO): nucleus
Molecular function (GO): RNA polymerase II cis-regulatory region sequence-specific DNA binding; DNA-binding transcription factor activity, RNA polymerase II-specific
Source: RefSeq, a predicted model, not a curated record
CUCCAAUGUCCAGUUCUGAUGUUGAAACUUUCAAUGGCAAAAUAGUUUACAAUCUUGACGGGAGUGCGUAUAUUAUCGAUGCAGGUAAUGCGACUGUCUCCAGCGUCUGUUUGAGUUCGCCCGGUGUCAACAGUUCCAAUGCAGGAGUAGGAUCGGGAUCAGGAUCGGGAUCGGGCAGAGGCGGCUCUAGAGCAACAUCAUCGGAUGCACUAGGCUUGGGUGGGCGUGGCAAUCCAAAGAUCCACUCAUUUCGGGUUGUAUCCGCACAAGAUGCCAGCACGCAUUGCCGAUACGAUACGACAAAUGCGUUCAACAUACAGAAACCGAUAUUAAUGUGCUUCAUAUGCAAACUUUCCUUUGGUAAUUCAAAAUCCUUCAGUUUGCAUGCGAAUACCGAACACAGCCUCAAUCUGUUGGAGUUGGAGAAGCAGCUGCUGAAUCGCGAGUAUUCCAGUGCCAUCAUUCAGCGGAACAUGGAUGAGAAACCGCAAAUAUCGUUCCUAGAGCCCUUGGAUGUAAAUGCCGUGAGCGGUGAGUUUUUCGAGCCAGAGGAGGAAUUAGCGGCAGCUAACAGUGCCGCCAGUGCAUCAAACGAGGCUGACGCUGAGGGAGACGUCGAUCCCAGUGCCAGCGCCAGCGCCAGAUCGGGAUCGGGAGCGGCAUCUAGUGUCCAAUCACCAUACAAAGUAGCAGUGAAGUCAACUGUGAAAUUUGGUUCCUUAAACUCAGCAACAGCAAAGACUAAUAAGCUAUCGAAAGCAUCCUCAUCCUCGUCAUCAACCUCACCCGCAGCCACGCCCACUCCCAUUGCAUCGCCAGCUGCUGCAGCUGCAGGCAGCAAGGUCGUUGCCGCUGCCGCUGCCGCCGCCGCCGCCGCAGUAGCAGAGGCCUCGGCUAGCGAUAGCACAAUGGUCUCCGCCUCGCCCCCACCACCCACGGAUCCCGCAUUGAGCGCCCAGCAACAACAACAACAGCAGGCUGCCGGCAACGUAUUCCCACCGAUGCACGCAACGCCGGCCGCCGCCCAUGCUCACCUCAGUUCCUUUCAUGCCUCAUUGGCCGCCCUGGCCAACGAUCAGAAUGCCAACGGCGUCAAGCUGCUCACCGAGUUUCUGCAGCAGCAGCUAUCGGCACAGCAGCAUCAGCAGCAGCAACACCAACAACAACAGCAACAGCAGCAACAACAACAGUCAGCUGGCGCCAUCGCCAGUUGUCCGGAGCACACAGACUUCAAGGGUGUCGAUUGCAAGACAUGCGAGCUGCUCGAGAUCCAGCAGCACAUGAAAUCGCCGCUGACACCCCAAAGGUCGCCGAACAGCACAAAUGCCAGCGGCAGUGGUGGCGGGGGCGGCAGCAGUGGCGUCCACCCCACAUCGUUGCCCAUUUCGCCAACCACCUCGGUGGCCAGUGUGGGAAACGCCACUGGCGCAUCCAGCUUCACCAUCGGCGCCUGCUCCGACCACAUCAAUGGACGACCCCAAGGUGUCGAUUGUGCACGUUGCGAAAUGCUGCUCAACUCGGCUCGUCUCAACAGCGGCGUCCAGAUGUCGACACGCAACUCAUGCAAGACCCUGAAAUGCCCGCAGUGCAAUUGGCAUUACAAAUAUCAGGAGACCCUAGAGAUACACAUGCGAGAGAAGCAUCCGGACGGUGAGAGUGCCUGUGGUUAUUGCUUAGCUGGUCAACAACAUCCACGUCUGGCACGUGGCGAAUCCUACUCGUGUGGCUACAAGCCCUAUCGCUGCGAAAUAUGCAACUACUCGACCACCACCAAGGGCAACCUCUCCAUCCACAUGCAGUCGGACAAGCAUUUAAAUAAUAUGCAGGAACUGAACAGUUCCCAGAACAUGGUUGCCGCAGCCGCAGCUGCAGCCGCUGCGAGCAGCAAGUUGGAGGCCAGUGCCAAGAUGUUGCUCCCGAGUCCCACAUCGCAGGGAGCGGCGGCCGCGGCAGCUGCCCAACAGGCUCUUGCCGUGGCCAGUGGCAGUGCUGGCGUCGGAGUAGGUGUUGGCGUCGGUGUGGGUGUCGGUGCGGUGAGCAGCAGCAGCAGCGCCAGCUCUGCACCACUGGGCGGUGGCUCUGCCAAGCCGAAGCCCUCUUUUCGAUGCGACAUUUGUAGCUACGAGACAUCGGUGGCUAGAAAUUUGCGCAUCCACAUGACCAGUGAGAAGCAUACGCACAACAUGGCCGUGCUCCAGAACAACAUUAAGCACAUACAGGCCUUCAACUUCCUCCAGCAGCAGCAACAACAACAGCAGCAGCAGCAACAACAGCAGCAGCAACAGGGCGCGGCUGCCGUUCCCGGUGGGGCGGCCUCGGGCUUUCUGCCCGAAGUGGCGUUGGCGGACUUGGCCUACAACCAGGCGCUGAUGAUCCAGCUGCUGCAUCAGAAUGCGGCUGCCGCACAGGCCGCUGCCACACAGCAACAGCAGCAGCAACAACAACAGCAGCAGCCAGCCAAUAGCAAAUUGUCGCCACCAUCGCCAGUGAGCACACCCGAGCACUCGUCCUCCACACAACAAUUCUCCUACUCGCCCAAAUCAAUGAAGAUGCCGCCCGUUAUGGUUCUGGGGGCGGACGCUCGACUGCCCGGCGAGACGGCAGCAGCGGCGGCAGCAGCAGCAGCGGCCGCUGUCGCCUCAUCUAGCGAGAGCCUGGAACCACCUAGCAAGCCCGAUGCAUGGCCCACUGCCCUGUAUAGUUGUCUGAUCUGCGACUGCUUCAGCACGAACAAUUUGGACGAACUGAAUCAGCAUUUGCUGGUGGACCGGUCGCGUCAAUCCUCGAAUGCCUCAUCCGAUAUUAUGGUCAUACACAACAACAACUACAUUUGUCGACUCUGCAACUACAAGACGAAUCUGAAAGCCAACUUUCAGCUGCACAGCAAGACGGAUAAGCAUCUGCAGAAGCUGAACUUCAUCAAUCAUAUACGCGAGGGCGGUCCAAGGAACGAGUACAAGCUGCAAUAUCAGCCCCAGCUGGCAGCCAAUGUUGUCCAGCUGAAGUGCAACUGCUGUGAUUUUCACACCAACUCGAUACAGAAGCUGUCCCUGCACACGCAGCAGAUGAGACACGACACCAUGCGCAUGAUAUUCCAGCACUUGCUCUACAUCGUUCAGCAGAGCCGGAUGCACAGAAGCGGCACAGACGCCUCCGAUGUUGGGCAGGAGGAGCAACAUCAGCAGCAGCAGCAGUCUUCAGUCUCCUCGCAGAAGGCUCUCCUCUGCCAGCUGUGCAACUUUGCCGCCCGCAAUCUCCACGAGAUGGUGCAGCACGUGAAGAGUCUGCGACACAUGCAGGUGGAGCAGUUCAUCUGCCUGCAACGACGCAGCGAGAAUCUGGAAAUGCCGGGACUGAACGAAGUCUUCAAGGUCACCGAACAGCUUCCAGGCAACGGCGAAGAUGGCCAAAUGACGGACGGUCUGAGCUUGGCAACACCAGCUUGUGUUGCCGGCGAUGUUGGCGCUGGAGCAGUGGCCGCCUCUUCGGCCGACAGCAACAUAUUCUCCCCCACGUCCAGCUGCUCGCUGGCGUCCUGUGGCAAGGCGCAGGCGCGCAUCGGCUCACCAGCCGGUGGUGGAGACUCGAGCAGUGGGGCAGCCAGCAUGUCCACAAUGAUUUUCAAAUGCAACCAUUGCGAGUACUUUGUGCAAUCGAAAAAGGAUAUGGAGGCACACAUUGAGAGCGUGCAUCCGAAUGCGGAGAAUGAUGACUACAUGAGCAUACCCACAAACACAGCGGCUCUCCAGGCUUUCCAAACGGCUGUCGCAGCCGCCGCUCUGGCCGCUGUCCAACGUUGCAGCGCUGCCUCGCCCCGCUCAGCCACUGAAGACGACUGUCCCAUUGAUAUAAAGCGCGAGCGUCUGGAAGAGGAUGAGGAGCAAAUGAGCACUGCCGCCUGCGAGGCAGACAACUCUCGUUGCAGUGCCGACGACUCCUCGCCCAAGGAUGCCACACUUAGUAAAGUGAGUGAAACGGCAGCGGCGAGCUCUGGCGUGCAGUGCCCGUUGUGUCUGGAGAGCGGAUUCAAUGAAAAGUCGUUGCUGGAGAGCCAUUUGAUGAGUGUACACAGUGUGGCACGCGAUGGCUUGUCACGUCUGCUACAGCUGGUUGAUCAGAGCGCCUGGAACACACCGCCAACCACAGAUAGCGGACAUUCGAAAGGCGCUGCCGAGGAGCACUCUACUUCAGGGCUGCCAGCCCUUGCAGUUCAUUCCGAGCAUCGGGCACCCGUCAGUGGCAACAGCGGUACCAGCAGCGGCAGCUCCACAGGUCUUCAGGGUCUCUCCUGUCAGCAGUGCGAGGCGAGCUUCAAACACGAGGAGCAGCUUCUCCAGCACGCCCAACAGACUCAGCACUAUCCCGUUCAGAACGGCGACUAUCUCUGCCUGGCCGUAAGUCACAUAAGCCGUCCCUGUUACAUGGUCUUCGCCGCACUGCCCACAAUGAUUGCCCACUACAAGGAUACGCACAUGAGCCUGGUCAUCUCAGAGCGACACGUCUACAAAUAUCGCUGCAAGCAAUGCUCGCUGGCCUUUAAGACGCAGGAGAAGCUCACAACCCACAUGCUCUACCACAGUAUGCGCGACGCCACGAAGUGUGCGCUGUGCCAGCGCAGUUUUCGAAGCACGCAGGCGCUCCAGAAGCACAUGGAGCAGACGCACGCCGGCGAAUGCACCGUUGCAGGUAGUCCGCGCACUAUGUCGCCAAGUAGCGCGAACGAGGUGGAAAAGCUAUCCACGACGGAUCCCAACUCUUUUGACGCCAAUGCGAAUAGGCCCAAUGAAUCAGGCACAAAACCCAGUGAAGUCAUCAGGCGCUCCCCUACUCAGUCUCCUCUACAGUUAGACUCGCAGUCAAAGGAACUGUUCGCAGCAGUGCCAAAGGAACCCAUGCAGAUGCCUCCAGCAUUGUCCCCCAGUGCACUCGACUCGGCCCAACAACAGCAACAGCAACAACACUUCGCGGCCCUAACCGCCGCCCUUCUCAAGCAGCAGCAGCAAUGCCAACAAGAUGCCUCGACCGUUGAAGGCAUGUCUCCGGCAGAUAUAAUGCAUCACUUGCAAGUAGAGCCGACGCUCUUCGGUCAAAAGGUCGGUGGCCCACAGGGUCAUCAGCAGCUACUGCAACAGCAGCAGCAGCAACAACAGUUCCCCAACAUGAACGCUCAGUCGCUGCAGAGCUUACAGAACCUUCAGAACUUGCAGCAAAUACAGCAGCAGUUGGCUGCAGCGGCCGCCGCUUCGGGUAUGCCCAUCAAUCCGGUGGAUAUGCUCAAUCUCAUGCAGUUCCAUCACCUGAUGUCGCUGAACUUUAUGAAUCUGGCGCCUCCAUUGAUAUUUGGAGCAACCACUGGGAGUAGCGUGGGCGGUUCUGCUGGUCCUCAGAAUAAUGGUGUCAGCGGUAGUGGAGUAUCCGCUAGUCCAAGCGUUGCUGAUCUCCAAAAAUCGGCUGCUGCCACACCCAUCGGCCAAACGAGCGAGGCAUCCAAUGUGAACAUUCUGCCACCCCAGGCUAGCGUCAGCUCCAAUGCUCAGCAGCAAAUGUCCAGCAACCAGAAACGCGCUCGCACACGCAUCACAGACGAUCAAUUGAAAAUCUUGCGAGCUCAUUUCGAUAUCAACAACUCACCCAGCGAGGAGAGCAUCAUGGAAAUGUCCCAAAAGGCGAAUCUGCCCAUGAAGGUGGUCAAGCACUGGUUCCGCAACACACUCUUCAAGGAACGCCAACGCAACAAAGACUCACCCUACAACUUCAAUAAUCCACCAUCGACCACGCUCAACUUGGAGGAGUACGAACGCACCGGUCAGGCCAAAGUGACGCCCUUGAAUGACUCAGCUGCCGCCUCAGCAGCAGCCGCUGCCUCAGCACCAGCGCCGGCUCCAAAGGGCAAUCAGUCGCGUCCCGAAUCGACAAACUCCAGUGGCAACAUCUCGGACUAUUUCACUAACAACCUCUGCUUUGGCCAGCAGAGCGACAUGAGCGCCAAGCAGGAUCAGCAGUCGCUGCUGCCAUUUCCGUUGGAUGUUCAAAUAAAGACAGAGCCGCAGGACGAGGCCAUGGCUGCUGGCGAGUUUGCCUAUCAGAAGAAACAGCAACAGCAGGAACAAUCGCAGCUCCAGGAUACCGACUUGCAUGAGCAGCAAUCAAAUAAUGUUCCCGUGCUGCCAGUCCAACACUACGCCAGUCAGCAACAGCAACAACAACAACAACAGGUGCUAUCCAACAGCUACGAGACAAAGUCGGAGAGCGGUAGCUCCGAUGUACUCUCACGUCCACAAACCCCAAACAGCGCCUCCGCCAGCAACCUGUAUAGCAGCAUGAAUGACUUGCUCAGCCAGCAACUGGAGAAUAUGGGGAAUAUGAACAAUAUGGGACCGCCAAAGAAAUUGCAAAUCAGCAGCAAGGCUUUCGAAAAGAACUCGCCGGGCUCGCAGUUCGAGACCAAUUCCAACUCAUCCAAUUCAUCGUCGACUUCGGGUGGGAAGCGGGCCAAUCGUACGCGAUUCACCGACUAUCAGAUCAAGGUUCUACAGGAGUUCUUUGAGAACAAUUCGUAUCCCAAGGACAGUGAUCUGGAGUACUUGAGCAAGCUGUUGUUACUUUCGCCGCGCGUCAUUGUCGUCUGGUUCCAGAACGCCCGUCAGAAGCAGCGUAAGAUCUACGAAAACCAGCCCAACAACUCCCUGUACGAGACCGAAGAGAAAAAACAGAACAUCAACUAUAAGUGCAAGAAGUGCGGCCUGGAAUUCCAGCGCUACUACGAGCUCAUACGUCACCAGAAAAACCACUGCUUCAAGGAGGAGAACAACAAGAAAUCGGCCAAAGCGCAAAUAGCCGCUGCACAAAUUGCUCAGAAUCUCAGCUCAGAGGACUCGAACUCCUCCAUGGAUAUUCAUCAUAGUAGUGGCGCCAGUCUGUUGGGCGCCCAUCCCCAGAAUGUGGCUGCUGUGGCAGCUGCCGCUCUGGUUUCCGCAAGCAGCAGUUCGGGCAGCAACACGAACAUGCUGAGCGUAUCGCCCCAGCAUUUGUUCAGCAAAUCCUCAUCCCUGACCGACUUCAGCCCAUCCACAACGCCAACGCCACCGCAACGCGAGCGCAGCAACAGUCUCGACCAUCAUCAGCAGCAACAGCAGUCCCAGCAAUCCCAGUCCCAGGGCAGACAGAAGUUGGACUGCGACAAGUGUGAUUUGCAGUUCACACAUCUGGAUCUGUUGCGCGAACAUCAGCUGAUGCAUCUGAUGAGUCCAGCCCUGUUCGCCAGCCAACAGGCGACCGGGCAGCAGACGAGUCCAGAGGCAACCUACGGACCCUUUGGCAGCAUACUGCAGAGUCUGCAACAGGCUGCACAGCAGCAGCAACAGCUACAAAUGUUGCAGCAGCAACAACAGCAGCAGCAACAUCCGCCAGCGAAAAAGCGCAAGUAUUCGGAAACAUCGUCCAAUGCCGAUGAGUUGCCAUCGUUGGGUGAAUUCGAGCCACCGAAUAAGAAAUAUGACUUUCUCUAUCAGUAUUUCAUGCAGAAUGAAACAAAUGCUGAGCUCAAGCAACAAUUUCUAAUGCAGCAGCAACAACACCAGCUGCAGCAGCAACAGCAACAACAGCAGCAACAACAGCAGCAGCAACAACAGCAGCAUCCCGAUUCGGAUGUGGAAAUCGAAUUCCUAACCAAUUUCUAUCAACAGACCGAAUUGAAAAAGGCCGGCAAUUAUGAUUUUUUAUAUCAGUACUAUCGCAAAAAUGAGGAUCUGUCGAAGCAGCAACAGCAGCAGCAACAGGAACCGUUUAGCUCAACCAAAAAGCCAACCAUUGAAUUCUUGCUGCAAUAUUAUCAACUGAACGAGUCGAAAAAGUUUUUUCAGUUAGUUGCCUCGCCCCAACAAACACCUGAUGGCGCAGUCUCGCUGCCGUCGUCGCAGCUGCCGAACGCGACGGCGGAUGACCAAAUGAAAGGGAUCGGCGAGAAGGAGCACUGCGCUAAGCAGUCGCACAUCAGGGACAACAACAGCGAGCUGGACGCGCUCAAUCAUCGUCGCCUGGGCAAUGGACCCACUGUCUCAGCUGCCACGUCGGAGGCGGAGGAUCUCCAGCUCAACAACAACAAUAUCAAUAUGAGCCCCAGCGAUAAGGAGCACCAACAACGAUUUGGUUUUGGGUGCGAGGAGCAGCCAACUGAAAAGUCUCGACAUCAUCAUCAUCAUAAUCAGGGAUCGGAGCACGAUGCCGGCAGCAAUGAGGCAGUCGAUGACAUGGAUAUGGAACUAGUACGUUCCUCCGAUGACAAACAAAUGCCGUACAUGCGAAGCGGACGAACACGCAAGGCGAGCAGCACGGAGAAGACACAGUAUUUUCAAAAUCUGGAAGAUUUCCUCGACGCCACCAUGAUUGAGAAUAACUCGCAGACACUCACCUUCAACGAUGACACACCGACUCAAGCCAAAGGCGAGAGCGUCGUUCCCGCCGCUAAAGCUGCCGAAGUCUCAGACUCUCCAACGCAACUGAAUGCACCCUCUAAGCAGAACAAGCGUCUUCGCACCACCAUUCUCCCAGAACAGCUGAACUUCCUCUACGAAUGCUAUCAAACCGAGUCCAAUCCCAGUCGCAAGAUGCUCGAAGAGAUCUCCAAAAAGGUUAACCUCAAGAAGCGUGUAGUUCAAGUCUGGUACCAAAAUUCUCGAGCCCGCGAACGCAAAGGACAAUUUCGGCAGAACGUUGAGGUAAUUCAUAAGAAAUGCCCCUACUGCGGAGGCAUAUUCAGAAUCAAAUCGGCUCUGGAGUGGCACUUGCUCUCGAAGCAUGCCGACAGAUCGAAGAUGGAUGUUGAUGCCAUCGCAAACAUCGGGGAGCAGCAAAUUGUUGGGCUGCCAGGACAAAACAGCCAUCCAGGCUCCAGAACAACGGCAGCUUUUAAUACUGCUGCCUCAGCCGCCUUGGAGCUCACGCUUGAAGUUGUGCCGGCCCUGAAUGUGGCCAUUGAUGGGGCGUUGGGGCUAGAAAAAAGAGAUAUUCAGGUUUGGUUCCAGAACUCGCGGGCCAAAGACAAGAAGUCGCGCAACCAGCGCCAAUACGCACACAUAUCGGAUGACAACAAUAGCUUCGAUGGCUCCAACGGCAAGGACAACCCUGGGGCCAACUUCAAAGGCCAACAGCUGUCCCAGGACCACCCAGUCAACCAACUAGCCAAUGCCCAGGCCAAUCUCAGUUCAGAUGCCGACGAACCCCUCCAGGACUGCCAGCUGUGCCAAGUUCCGCAGGUCAAUAUGCAGAAGCAUGCGUUCACAGUCGAGCACAUCUGUAAGGUGAAAGCCUUGCUGGAGCAGACAAGUGAGCUCUAUGCGAACAGCAACGGCAGUGGCAGCGAUGACAAUGACUCCGAUGGUGCCACCACCAGAGAGAAACGAUUCUACAAUCUAUCCAAGGCGCUGCUUCUGCAGCACGUCGUCUCGAAUACGGCGGGCAUGGGUGUGGACCAUGCGGCAGCCGGCACGGAGAUGCUUGGCUUCGAGGCUGGCUCGGCUGUUGCCAUGGUCGACUCCGGGGCAGGGCGUCGCAAUCGGCGCGUCCACCCGCGCGGCGAGCAGCGCGUCAUCGACGGCGAUGUUGUUGCACACGAUGGCGAUGGAAGUGGCAACAAGAGUGCGGGCAGUGAUCGCGAUCUCAUGCAGCGACUGUUCAAUCGCAACCAAAUCACCGGUAAGAGAGUUGCGGCUACUUGCUACGAAAUUCGUGCGUGCCGCAUCAGUUAG